Molecule: messenger RNA, 1044 nt
Organism: Diprion similis
Lineage: Eukaryota; Metazoa; Arthropoda; Insecta; Hymenoptera; Diprionidae
Product: serine protease snake-like
Exons: 6
Coding region: 43-990 (315 amino acids)
Biological process (GO): proteolysis
Molecular function (GO): serine-type endopeptidase activity
Source: RefSeq, a predicted model, not a curated record
AGAACCGAACUCGUGGAACUAGUCGGAAUAAAACGCUUCAAGAUGCGGUUAUUCUCGAAGAGAACCGCUUUUCUCUUACCGUUUCUCGUUCUUCGAUGCAGUGAAGUUUUCGGAGCCGGUGAUAAAAGUCGGGAAAAGUGUAAGGAAUACGCAAAUUUCGUCUACGUAGAUGAGGAGAUUCCGGUUCUGCGAAUCAAUGCUGGUACAAGUUCCGUAUCGCGUUGCGGUAUCGUCGAGAUUCCACUUAUAAUAGGCGGAUCAAAGGCUGCUAGAAAAGAAUUUCCACACAUGGCUCUGAUUGGUUUCGGUGAUUCCACCAUCUCCUGGCAGUGCGGAGGAUCUCUGAUCUCCGAAAGCUUCGUCUUGACCGCUGCUCACUGCUUGGAGUCUCGUGACGCAGGACCGGCAACUAAGGUGAGAGCUGGAUUAACGAACCAGAAAAAUCCGGAGGACGGAAUGCAGGAAAGAAACGUCGCGGAAAGGAUCAAGCAUCCGAAAUAUCAGAUGCCUGUUCGCUACCACGACGUAGGCUUGAUCAAGGUCGAUGAGCCGUUCGAUCUGAAUGCAGAAAUUCGCCCAGCUUGUCUUCAUACUGAGAAUGAUCUUCCCGGCACAAAAGGAAUAGCGACUGGCUUCGGAAAGCAAGCUUUCGAGGGCGAAAAAGGCAGCGACGAUCUCAUGAAGGUGCAGCUGACUUACAUAGCGGAAAACGAUUGCGAGAAAACUUUCAAAGUGGAUAUUGGCGGAAAACAACUGCCCGACGGUUUGAUAUCAAGCUUAAUCUGCGCCGGUGAAUUGGGCGGUGGUAAAGACACUUGUCAGGGUGACAGCGGCGGGCCUCUUCAGCAUGUCCUAACCGAUCCCUAUUGCAUGUACAGCAUAGUAGGUGUAACAAGUUUCGGAAAAUUUUGUGGUUUCAAAAAUUCACCAGCCAUAUACAGCAGGGUCAGUUCAUUCAUUGACUGGAUCGAGAGCAACGUGUGGCCGUGAAAAAGUUUUUAUUGUUAUCCUUACUCUUUUAUGGUUUAUAAUUUUAAUUUUUCG